GGGGCGUGUACUGUGCAUGUGUAAGCCUGCCUCCAAUAAGUAGACCUCGGAGAGCAAUGAGGAGCAGAGACAGAGACAUCAGAUAACAGGUUGGAUUUACACACCACAGCUGCGGGCGCUCCGCGCUCUUUUUCCUCCUCGGGCUCCUUUGUGGCAUCAGGACAUGGACCUGGGCUCGGUCAGGAUGAAGCUGGCGCUCCUCUGUUUGUGUCUCCUGCAGCUGGCCCUCGUCAGCGCCGGAAUCUUCACCCGCAACGAUCUUCAAGCCACCUACAGCAAUCUGUCAGCGAGCAGGGCCCAAAGCUCUCACAGCACAGGAUCUUUGAACCAAGGGAGACAGAAACCACUGUUCGCGAGGAGAGGACAGUACGAACGCCAGAGGAUUCAUGUGCCAAAGCACAGAGUGGUUCCCGUUCCUCCAAACGACCAUCCUCCUCCUCCUCUUUCUCCUAAAGUGGCACCCAAGCCUGUGAAUCCAAAGUGCUCUCAGGUGACACAGAGCUGUCUACCACAGUCUGGCUGCUGUGAUCCAAACACCAUGUGCCACUGCCGCUUCUUCAAUGCCAUCUGCUUCUGCCGGAGAGCCAACGAGAAGAAGACAUAAAAAAAAAAAAAAAAAAACACCAGCACGCUACCGAGAACACACUACCACGAUUGUGUUUUAGCAGUUUAUUCAACCACCUCAAUACACAGACUGAUGCAUCAUUGUAGAUGAGACCAUGGGCAUCACAAACCUCUGAAGGCAAGAACUGCACAUCUAUUUGAAGGAGUCUAAAAAACCUUUAUACCUCUUGUGCACAGCAGCUGUUUGGACAGACAGACACCACAUACUUAAGCUAAAAUUCUACUAAAACUCAUUCAUACUUAUGUGAAUUCCUUUGAAUAGUAUUUACUGUAUGUUAUCAGUAUUAUCAUUAUCUUUACUUUUGCUCUCAUUGUUGAUGUUGUUGAUGUUGUUGUUGUUGUUGUUGCAUUUCACCAGUGUGUCAGCACCAGUAUCCUGUGACUACAUACACAUGUUUUGUAUUGUUUUGUAUUGCUACUGUUAUUAUGGCCAUAAUUGUGUGAAUUAUAUGAAAGAUCUUUAUCUGAUUAGAGGAAUUCUCUGUCAACCAAAACAUCUUUAGUUGAUGGUCUCUAUCUGCAGACUUUGAUGUGUAUUCUGUAAGAGAAGAGAAGUGUUUGUCUCACAGUCACUGCAGCCUCAGCAGUGGAUGAUGUGAAUAAUAACCUGAUAUACACCUGAUAUAAGAGUUAGGGUUGCUAACUCUUGUGUAUAUCAGAAGUAAAAGUGGGCGUCAGUGGGAGGCAACAAUCACUGCAGCAGAUAAACAUGGUGUUUCUCAUCUUUCACACUGUAUCUAUAAAUAGACUUUGUUUAUUAGGGGGGAUCCACUAAUAACAGGACUAAAGUCAGGUGCUACUGAAUCGCAGGUGAAGCUUUAAAGGGAAAAACUUCAAGUUUCUUUAUUUACUGGUGCAGAAAUCUUAUGAUGCCUUGAAAAUCUGUACUCAUCAGUUUGUUUAUCUCGGGCUAAAGAUUCUCCCUGACAGGCUGGGUAUAUAUAUGAUAAAGAUAGUUGUACCCCUAAAUCUACCAAUCUCUCUUACAUCCUCCUCCUCAAGAUUUAAGCCUCCACAAUUAUGUUCUUCAUUUGGCCCACCACAUUUCCAAAUAGCAGCUACAAAAACCCAGAGAGGAGGGCAGCUUGAGGCUUCCAGUAUGUCAGCAUUAUUAUUGACCUUGUGAUUUUUUUGGCAUGUAGAUUCCCUGUGCAAAGUAGACAUGAGUGGUUUGUGACUGACAAAAUCUUCUUUGUGAUAAUUUCAAAACCUGACUCACCAGAUAAAUCCUAAAUAAAUCAUUUAGGAUUCCCAGACAAAUCAAGAUGGUGCUGUAUGUUCAUUUUGUCUCUUUUAGCCAGUUAAAAGAUUCAUUCAGGUAUAUAAGUCAGAGUUCAGCCCACUCUGACAUCUGCUGACUCCUCAGCAGCACGCCUCCCUGGUUCUCACCUCCAAACAUGUUAUAGCACAGCUGGUCUUUAAGGAGAAUAUCUCCUCUGAACAUCUGCAGGGAGCAGGGAAGCUGGCUCUGAGCUUUGAGGAAAGGACUAAGUAGAGUCAGGCAUUGUUCUGUUCAGCUCAUACAACUCAAAACUAUAUAUAGUCUAUGCUAUUCAAAAGUCAAGCUCCUGUUUCCCCUGAAAGUGACAAAUCAGAGUCAAAGGUUUGGACAAGUUUAUUGAAAUGAGUUCCUUGUCAAACUGACACUCUAUGUUUGCUAAGAUUUAGAGACCCUUUGUGGAUUCUUUAUCAUCCAUCCCUCGGACACUUUGUUGCAGUAACAGUGUGUAUUUCUUACUCAGCUUGUCUCAGUAUACAAGUACUCUUUACUAACACUAUGGUAAUAUACCUCAUUAUAUUCUGGACAUUUUGGGGUGUGUGUGUGUGUGUGGGUGGGGGGGGGUGAAGUUUUUGCUGCUCUUUUUUUAUCCUUUUUUUCUUGUAUGUUUAUUUUGUAUACUGAACAAACUGUGACAUACAGAAUUACAUUUUGUCAUGUAAAAUAUAUAAAAACUACAUUAUUUCUUUAAC
This is a messenger RNA of Lates calcarifer (barramundi perch), 2595 nucleotides long. Its product is annotated as agouti-signaling protein. Gene Ontology annotation, molecular function: neuropeptide hormone activity; type 1 melanocortin receptor binding. NCBI's taxonomy places the organism in Eukaryota, Metazoa, Chordata, Actinopteri, Centropomidae. Gene Ontology annotation, biological process: adult feeding behavior; hormone-mediated signaling pathway; neuropeptide signaling pathway. The record is from RefSeq and is a predicted model, not a curated record. The transcript has 3 exons. Bases 164 to 604 code for a protein of 146 amino acids. Gene Ontology annotation, cellular component: extracellular region.